Messenger RNA from Cladophialophora immunda, 1030 nucleotides. RefSeq lists its product as uncharacterized. The record is from RefSeq and is a predicted model, not a curated record. Gene Ontology annotation, cellular component: nucleolus. The coding region runs from base 43 to 711 and encodes 222 amino acids. The transcript is spliced from 2 exons. Lineage: Eukaryota; Fungi; Ascomycota; Eurotiomycetes; Chaetothyriales; Herpotrichiellaceae. Gene Ontology annotation, molecular function: RNA binding.
GUGAAAUGUUACAAGUAGAAGUCGCAUAAAUACGCGCAGCAAAUGCCUCCGCCAACGAAGCGUCGACGAACAGACCCGACUGUUGUUGAAGAAAUUACCUUCGACACGUCUGCGCGCCAUGAAUACCUGACUGGAUUCCACAAGCGCAAGUUGCAAAGAGCUAAGCUGGCGCAGGAGGCAGCGGAGCGGAGAGCAAGGACGGAAAGGGUUGAGGAGCGGAAGAAGCUGCGAGAACAGCGGAGAGCCGAGCUUGAAAGACAUGUGCAGGAGGUUAACGCUCUGCUGAGACCGCCGUCUGAUCAAGACGAGGGAGACAACGACGAGGGCGAAGAGAACCCGGAAGAGGAAUGGAGUGGUAUUUCAGACUCGGAGCCCCAUCCGCUCCAUCAUGAGACGGAAUAUAUCGACGAAGAAAAGUACACCACAGUGACGGUUGAGGCAAUGGAUGUUUCCAGAGAAGGAUUGUCCAGGACGGAGCAGGACCGGAAUCAGCAUAUCCAGCAAAACAGUGGGGAGAACCCAGAAGGGUCAGGAAAGGAUCCAGCCGAGGGGCACAAAAGUCAACGGGCAAAAGGUCAACCAAAGGACAUAAAGAAGCGAAAAAAGAGGAAUUUCCGAUACGAGAGCAAAGCGGAAAGGAAAGAGGCACGCACAAAAGAGAAGGCCAAGAAUCGGAAACAGGCUCGAGAACGCAGGGGUGAUCGACGAUAAUGCUAUUCUGGGUUCUCAUUCAAGACUGUCAACGCUCGCCUUCGGGUGUGCCCUUUAUCAAAUGCCCAUGGUAUCGUAGGUAUGGUCGUGGUCUAUGCAUUGUGCUCGACCGUGCACUUGCCAAACACAAUGGCAACACCAGGUAUCUCGCUCACUUUAGAUGUUGCCCAUGCUUUGCUCCAGCUCCUGCAAUUCCUUCUGUAGAUCCGCGUACUUCUUGGCCAUCUCCUCGUACUUGUUCUCCCACUCGUCGCGUGCUUGCUCCAACGCUUGGACUUUGCGCUCGAAGUGGCCAGCUUUGACAUCGGUUUGCCGGAGU